Messenger RNA from Malania oleifera, 2451 nucleotides. Its product is annotated as UDP-D-xylose:L-fucose alpha-1,3-D-xylosyltransferase MGP4. The record is from RefSeq and is a predicted model, not a curated record. Bases 894 to 1964 code for a protein of 356 amino acids. The transcript is spliced from 5 exons. Gene Ontology annotation, cellular component: Golgi apparatus. Lineage: Eukaryota; Viridiplantae; Streptophyta; Magnoliopsida; Santalales; Ximeniaceae. Gene Ontology annotation, molecular function: glycosyltransferase activity.
UUUUUUUUUUUUUAAAUUGGUAUACUGUUAACUAAUUUUUAUUACAUUUUUAGUUCUAUUUCAUCCUACUUCAAUCACAAGUUUUUUAUGAACAAAAUGUAAUAUUAACCUCUUCGGAAACUUAACUUCUCUAGUGUUGUCUCCAUAUUCUAAUUCUAAUAUUUUAAGUAUUGUUAGACAUUUGAAACAAAUGUAUGACUUCUCUUAUUAUAAAGUAAUUUGUUAAAUUAUUUUUUUAAAAAAAAUUCUUAAUGCACGUUUUAAUUGGUCUUAUUUUAAAUGUUAUAAUAGCCUUUUUUUUUUUAUUACAUAGGAACUCCAACCAUCAACAAAGGACCCCCUGGUGCGGCACCAAACUUACGGAUUAGCGUAAAUUUUCACCAUCCACAAGAAACGCUGGCUCUUUACUUCAAUACCACAGACGCAAGAACGGCAGGCCGUGACAUCUAUCACCGACAUAACGAAACAGCAUUCGGCGACUUUGCUCGGAUUGGGAUUCAGCAUUCUAACUAUCACAGAUCCGAUCGGACGCUUUCAAACUCUGAAAACCAAUCUGGUUCCAAUGCCUCCCGAUCCGAUAUUCUUAGCUCUGCUCACUUCUGAUCCUCUUUAAUUCAUGCGAGCAGUUCUCAUAAUGGGCAGUCCUCUUGCAUCGCAUGGCUAUUCACUUCAAAUCUCACCUUACCAGUGUCAGAAACUUCACAAUUCGCUCUUCUUCAAUGCAAGAUAAACUUUGGUGUUUUGGGUUUGCUCCUCGAUCAAAGAUUGUUCAUUGGCUGAUGCAAGAGGACAGGAAGAAGACGAAGAAGAUAUUGCAUAUUUGUUUUGCUGUAACUUCUUGUGAGAUUGUAGUUCCAAAUCCUCAAAGACCCGUCUCAAUUUAGCAUUCCCAAAUGAUGUCAGCAAUUCUGCAUCAAAGACAGUCACUGCAGCUUCUCUCGAAUCCCUACCCCAUUUCGCCGCGUUUAUCCACAAAUUCCCAAAGACCCAUCUCAAUUUUCAGCAGAACUGGCCUUCUGGUGCUGCUGUCUCUUAUGGUCGUAUUUGGCGUUUUCUUCCCAUGGAUGGACAUGCCCGAAGGUUUUUUCUCUAGCGCGGGCGCCUCCCUUUCGAAAUGGCGCGCUUACACACUGGCAGAGGCAGUUUCGUUCGUCGCCAAGAACAGAACUGUUAUAGUUUGUGCAGUGAGCCAGCCUUAUCUUCCUUUUCUUAAUAACUGGCUGAUCAGCAUUUCGCGGCAAAAGCAUCAAGACAAGGUUCUUGUAAUUGCAGAAGAUUAUGCAACCCUUUAUAAGGUGAACCAGAAGUGGCCUGGUCAUGCUGUUCUCAUACCUCCAGCGCCCGAUGCUCAGACUGCCCACAAAUUCGGUUCUCAGGGAUUCUUCAAUUUUACAUCUCGAAGGCCUCGCCACCUACUGCAGAUUUUGGAACUUGGAUAUAAUGUUAUGUAUAAUGAUGUUGAUAUGGUCUGGUUGGCAGAUCCAUUUCCCUAUUUGAAAGGGCGCCAUGACGUGUACUUCACUGAUGACAUGGCUGCAGUGAAACCUAUGAACCAUUCUCAUGAUUUGCCUCCUCCAGGAAAGAAGGGACGCACCUAUAUUUGCAGCUGCAUGAUUUUCCUACGCCCAUCCAGUGGAGCAAAACUGGUUAUGAAGAAAUGGAUUGAGGAACUCCAUGCUCAGCCAUGGUCAAAAGCAAAAAAGGCAAAUGAUCAGCCUGCCUUUAAUUGGGCAUUAAACAAAACAGCUGGACAGGUGGAUCUCUACCUUUUACCCCAGGCAGCAUUCCCAACGGGAGGCUUAUACUUCAAGAAUAAGACAUGGGUUGGUGAAACCAAGGGAUUGCACGUCAUCAUCCAUAACAAUUAUAUCACCGGUUUUGAGAAGAAGAUUAAGCGGUUCCAGGAUUUUGGACUCUGGUUUGUUGACGACCAUGCUCUCGAGUCUCCACUUGGUAGAUUAUGAAGAAAUUUUUAAGGACUCCAUGACCCCUUUCUGCAGAACUAGGCAUGAGUCCACCUCCUACCACAGCUGCCCAUUCAGCCCAGCAAUUCAGCCAAAGCUUAAUGGAUUCAUACUCGAUCGAAGCUUUCCGUUGCCUCCUAUCUUUCAAGAGCAAAAGGCAAAAUCUUCAAACGAAUCUGAACCAUCCCGUUUUCUUCUUCUUGACGAGGGGAGGUAGGCUGCUUGGGUGUGGUGGGAGGAAUGCCAUGAAAUUCAUAUAUUUUCUUAUCUGUUUGAACUGCACAAACAUGCAUUCAUUUUUUGUGUCGGUCAGAUAAAUGCAGUGGUGGCCAGGCCACUCUGCCCACCUUUCGAAGUCGAUCUUUAAUUUUGCAUUGAAUUCGAUGCUGCCCACAACCGUCCUUUCUUCAAAUGGAUGGCCAUGGUUGCUAUUUUGGUUGUUGCACUUUCAGCCCACCACAGAUAAUUAUAUAAAUUUAUUUCUGAA